Molecule: messenger RNA, 1534 nt
Organism: Gastrolobium bilobum
Lineage: Eukaryota; Viridiplantae; Streptophyta; Magnoliopsida; Fabales; Fabaceae
Product: RING-H2 finger protein ATL72-like
Exons: 2
Coding region: 793-1167 (124 amino acids)
Biological process (GO): protein ubiquitination
Molecular function (GO): transferase activity
Source: RefSeq, a predicted model, not a curated record
ACAUAAUAUCUAUGUCACGGUUGCACCUGCAACUUCUAAACACUACAAGGCACUUUAAUAUCCACACAACAUAAAAAGCUAUACCUUCUUCCUUUGCGUCACAAAAUUUGAGUCUAUAAUUUUGUGCUCUGAAUAGUUAGAAGAAAAACUCUAACCAUUCCUGUUGGAUCAACAUCACAAGCCCGGUAAGACCAAUUAAAACCUUUCAUAGUCAUGGUUUGCAUGAUGGUUUUUGGCCUAUGUGGAAGAAGUCUAUGAUUGGAUUAGAGUGGAAACGCCAUUAGUUACUUGAGAGCCAGAAAAUUUUGUGUUUGUGCGCUUCUAUAACAAAGUGGUUCCGUUGGUUUUCAUCCUUCUCAGAUACUAUUCACCACCACCCCCCUUCUUCUAUGAUUCCCUCUUCCUUGUAACCAAAGAGAUGUCCUUCUCUGUUUCUUGUUGGUAAAGGGUCAAGUAAAGAACAAACGCCAAAAGUUAUUUCAAAACCUUUCUUGCUUGAUUCCCUUCACUUCUUCUGACAAGCAUAAAAAAUCUUAAAUCCUUACAUCACAGGAAGCUAAAUCCAGCUACACAAGGUUAUAACAAGCCUGACAUGUAUCAAUCCUCUCAAAUUUCUCUGUGGGUCGAUUUGCUACUGAAAAACCGUGGAUUAGUGCAUUUUCAAGCUCAUUUGCCAAAGCUUUUCAAGCAGCAGGCAUAGAUACCUCAGCUGAUAUCAAAAGGGUACAAGAAUCUGAGUUUUUCAGUUGGAAUUAUUGGUGUUUUUGAAGUAUCUGACACAGAGAAUCCAUAAUGGUUCUUCAUCGCCGCCUGUUGCUUGACCCAGAUUCAAGCUCAACUGCACCAGGUAACGUGAAUAGAACAAGGGAUUCUUUCACAGGAGACGCAAAUUUUGACACCAACAUGGUGAUUAUCUUGGCAGCUUUGCUUUGUGCACUUAUAUGUGCUCUUGGACUUAACUCAAUUGUGCGCUGUGCUCUAAGAUGUAGCCGCAGGUUGGCUUUUGAGACACCAGAGGAGGCUGCAGCUCGUGCAGCAGCAAAAGGACUAAAGAAAAGGGCAUUGCAUCAGAUCCCUAUAGCUGUUUAUGGUUCAGACAGUCUUUGCUUGAGCAACCAACAAUUUUUGAAGCCGCAACCGCAGCUGCAGGAACCUCGAACCAUGUAGAGAAUGCCUUAGGAUGACAUGAACAUGGUCCUUUAGUUGUAGCUGUGGAUGAGGUUGGCUAAUUGUAAAUUGCAAUCUUAACCCUCCACCUUGAGAAUUCACCAAAAAAGGGAAAGCGUGAAUAAAUUGAGACUAGUUGUUUGUAGUCUUGGAUUAGGAACCUUUUGUGUAUAUGGUGCACUUCUGUGAUUGUAUCAAGAAUUGUAUAUAUGGAGCUUGAAUGAUGGUUUCUGAGAGACCAUUCUGUGUUUGUGCAAGUUUUUCUGACAUGAGAUAUAGUGCUAGAUCUUGAAGUUUGUUGUCUGUAAAUAGAUUGAAAGGCAAGUGAUGGUCAACUAGUUGAAUACUUACUUGGAUGGCAUUUUGU